AUGGCUUCCGGUCUUGAAGAGGUCCCCGAGGGACAGAUCGAGUCCAACUACGAUGAGACCACCGACUCCUUCGAUGCCAUGAACCUCAAGGCUGAGCUCCUCCGCGGUGUCUACGCCUACGGUUUCGAGCGCCCCUCUGCUAUUCAGCAGCGCGCCAUCAUGCCCGUCAUCAAGGGCCACGAUGUCAUUGCCCAGGCCCAGUCCGGUACUGGCAAGACCGCUACCUUCUCCAUCUCCGUCCUCCAGAAGCUUGACCCCAACGUCAAGGCCUGCCAGGCCCUUAUCCUCGCCCCUACCCGCGAGCUUGCCCAGCAGAUCCAGAAGGUCGUUGUCGCCAUCGGUGACUUCAUGAACGUUGAGUGCCACGCCUGUAUCGGUGGUACCAGCGUCCGCGACGACAUGAAGGCUCUCCAGGACGGCCCCCAGGUCGUUGUCGGUACCCCCGGCCGUGUUCACGACAUGAUCCAGCGUCGUGUCCUCAAGACCGACUCCAUGAAGAUGUUCGUCCUCGACGAGGCCGAUGAGAUGCUGUCUCGCGGUUUCACCGAGCAGAUCUACGACAUCUUCCAGCUUCUCCCUCAGUCUACCCAGGUUGUCCUCCUUUCCGCCACCAUGCCCCAGGACGUCCUCGAGGUCACCACCAAGUUCAUGCGCGACCCCGUCCGUAUUCUCGUCAAGAAGGACGAGCUUACCCUCGAAGGUAUCAAGCAGUUCUACAUCGCUGUUGAGAAGGAGGAGUGGAAGCUCGACACCCUCUCCGAUUUGUACGAGACCGUUACCAUCACCCAAGCCGUCAUCUUCUGCAACACCCGCAGAAAGGUCGACUGGCUCACCGACAAGCUGACUGCCCGUGACUUCACCGUUUCUGCCAUGCACGGUGACAUGGACCAACAACAGCGUGAUGUUAUCAUGAAGGAGUUCCGCUCUGGUUCUUCCCGUGUCCUCAUCGCCACUGACCUUUUGGCCCGUGGUAUCGAUGUCCAGCAGGUCUCGCUGGUCAUCAACUACGAUCUCCCCGCCAACCGCGAGAACUACAUCCACCGUAUCGGUCGUGGUGGUCGUUUCGGUCGUAAGGGUGUUGCCAUCAACUUCGUCACCGCUGACGAUGUGCGCAUGAUGAGAGAAAUCGAGCAGUUCUACAGCACUCAAAUCGAGGAGAUGCCCAUGAACGUUGCUGACCUCAUCUAA
This is a messenger RNA of Aureobasidium namibiae CBS 147.97, 1188 nucleotides long. RefSeq names its product ATP-dependent RNA helicase eIF4A. The transcript is spliced from 4 exons. Gene Ontology annotation, molecular function: RNA helicase activity; RNA binding; ATP binding. NCBI's taxonomy places the organism in Eukaryota, Fungi, Ascomycota, Dothideomycetes, Dothideales, Saccotheciaceae. The coding region runs from base 1 to 1188 and encodes 395 amino acids. The record is from RefSeq and is a predicted model, not a curated record.